GGCAAAGGUUUGUUUAAACGUGUACUCCUUGUUGUCCUUAGGGAACGGCCUCGCCGCGUGUGUACACAGCUGGCCUAGCUCCUUACCUAUCCGCGCGGCGUCUUGUGUUACAGUAUCGCAACGCAAGCUAUAUAUAUAAGACCUCUGACGAAGAUAACGCAUUAUCCUGAAUAGUAAAGACCUUCACCCGCAGUUGGCCCAGUGUGGCCCCGGCCAGCCUUCUAUACGCAGAUUCACAGACGCGGCCAUUGCUAAUCUCUUAUAGUAAAGUCGCUUUAUAUUGAUGUAGCCGCAAUGCCUUCUUUACGCUGUGGUGGUCUACCAUCGACGCACAUCUAUCACGCGGAAGGCCACCGAGCUGCGGAUAGAGGUACAGGGCGUCCCCACCCCUAACAAAUGGUGUUUGGAAGCUGCCUUUGUUCUCAGGUCACCUCCGUCAUCGUACCUGAACCGCCAUCCCCGCAAACACCCCGCAUCUCCAGCCGCGGCUUGUCUUCAGACCGGCCACAAACCUUCUCCCCGGAUGGCUACAGUGACAUUAACGACCCGCCUCCGCGCCCCUCGCCCCUCCGCGUCGGCUUCCCGGCCUUCCAGCAUCCAAAGCCCCCAGCAGCCUCCUCCCAGCAGCAACCCCAACAGCCCCAACAACAACAGCCGACCCCGUCUCCGCAGCAGCUGCCCCUCAAAUCCGCACUCAAAGCCGGCGACGACCCCAGUGUCCGCAAGGGCGUCGCCUUCUGUCCCUCCACCACCACAACCGCCACCAGCACCACCACAGCCACCGCCACCGCCAUCACCUUUGCCAGCGGGACCUUUGGCGGCAGCGGCAGCGCCGGAGGCAGCGGCGGCGGUGCUGGCGUUACCAGCGGCGGUGGCGGCACCGGCGGUGGUGGCGGCGUGUACCCUCCCCGACACCUGCCCCCCCUGGAGCUCACUCCGUCUCUGCCGGGAGAGGACGGCACCUCGCUGCCCCUCCGCCGCUACCUGACGGAGCAGUGGGAGGGCCCGGGGCCGGACGGGCCCGAGCCCUUCGUGGCAACACCCUCCCGCAGCAGAUUGCGUCCCACCACCGCCACCUCCCGCCCUACCACCGCCACCUCCCGCCCCACCUCGCGACCUACGACCGCUACGUCACGUCCCACCACAGCCACCUCCCGCCCCACAACCGCAACCUCGCGACCAACAACCGCAACCUCGCGUCCCGCCUCCCGCUCAGGCUUCGCCUCCUCCUCCUCCCGACCCACAUCGCGUCCGCCCUCCCGCUGCGCCUCCCGCCCCUCCUCCCGUCCAGCCUCUCGUCCGCCCUCCCGGCCCGCCUCUCGACCCACCUCACGUCCCACCACCGCCACCUCGCGCCCCACCACUGCCACCUCUCGGCCUCCCUUGAUGUUGAACGCCUUUGGAACCAUCCCUGCUGCCGGCGCAGCGGCCCCCGUGACCUCCGCCUCACAGCAGCAAAUCACCUGGGCGAGCAGCGUCGCCGGCGAAGGGGAGUACGGCGUUGGCAUGGGCUACAUCAGCGGAGCCGGCGGCGCGCCUGGUCGCGGCGGCGGCGGCAGCAGCAGCGGCAGCAGCUUCACCGGGGCCGGCGGCGGCGGCGGCAGGGUGCAGUGGCCGCCUCCUCCGCCGAUGGGCGUGGCGGCGGCGGCGGCGAUGUCCGGCGUGUACCCCAUCUACCCCGGCGGCUGGUCCGAUGACGACGUGGGCGAUGUGGAGGUGGUCAGCGACCUGUGCGGUGACUCUGACAGCGACCGCAUCCCCUCCUCCGGCUUCCCAGGAGGGGGCCAUCCACUACUCGGCAGCAGCGGAGGGGGUGGCGGUACUGCCGCCGCCGCCGCAUUCGGCGGUGGCGGCGGCGGCUCCGCCGCAACUGGCGGCCUCGGCGCCGGCGCUGUAGGCGGCGCCUCCUUCGCCGGUCGCGGCAGCAUGCGGCUCAGCCGCCAGCAGCCGGGCACCUGGUCGCGCCGGGUGAUGGCGGCCCUGAAGCUGGUGCCCAGCGAGAGCGGGCGCAUGCAGCUGCCGAGCGCACUGGAGCCGUCGGCGAGCUUCCGCCGCUCGCAGCGCAGCAUGCAGCGCGACCGGGAGGAUGACACCUGGUGGACCAAGGUGCGGGGGCUGCUGACGAUGGGCUCGGGGAUACCCGGCACGGAUGAUGGGGACGGGGGCGCAGGCGGAGGCGGUGGAGGCAGCGGCGGUGGAGGUGUCAGCGGCAGCGGCAGUAUUGCUGGGGUGCGGGCACUGUCAGCAAUGCAGCAGUCGCUGCAGCCGCAGCAGCCGCAGCCGCUAGCACAGGGGAAGGAAGGGCCGGAGGAGCGGGAGCAGGAACGGCAGCGGUUACAGGAGGAUUCGGUGGAACAUCAGCAGCAGGAGCAGCAGCAGCAGGAGCAGCAGCGGUUGCGGAUGCUGGAGGAGCAGCAGCGACAGCAGCGGGAAUUGCAGGAGCAGUUGCAGGAGGGGCUGAGCAGGCGGGUUAGGGAAGAGAAGCAGGAGGUGGAGUCCUCAUCAGAUGAGGACUUGAACGUGGACGAGCGCUCCGGGUCAGGCGGGGAUGCCACGGACAGUAACUUCAUCUACACGGACGAUGAUGUGGACGACAGCAGCGACAGCGACAGCGACGCGGAAAUCGCAAAGCUGCGCAACAAGCCGCCGCCGCCGCCACCGCCGCGGCGCCUGCCGCCCCAGGAGCGAGGAGAACAGGAGCAGCAGCAGCAACAGCCGCCGCCGCCAGCGCGCUCGGAGCGGCCCCAGCGGGCCCAGCGUCUGCGGUGGCACUGGCCGAACCCCAUCCGCAGCGUUUUUGGCGGCGACGAUACGGCCCGUAAUGGCGGGGGACGUGGCGGCGGCGGCGGUGGCGGUGGUGGCGGAGGGACAUCCGUACGCUUUUUCACUGGCGGCGCCGCCGCCAGCGGCGGCUCGUCGACGUCAAUGGACGUCAGCGUGCACGGUCGCGGCGGUCGCGGCAGCGCCGUCGCCUCUCGUACGACGUCCGUAUCGUCAUCAGUGUACGACGUGUUUGACGACACGGCCCCCUACGACAAGUAUAAAUCCGUGCUGUCGUGCGAUGACGGCAGUUUCCAUCGCGGUUCGGUACUGCUGUACGACGGUGACCGAGCGCAGCGGGAGGUGGUCAGGGCUUACGUGCAGCCGGCCUCCGUGUUGGCGGCGGCGCUGGCUGGGAUACCCAGUCGCAGCAUGGAUGGUGGCAUGGGGUGCGCUGGGGGCCCCCGCAUGGGCCCCAAUCCUCUGCUGGCGUCGUCCCUGAUCGGCGGCGUGAGUCUGAGGGAAUACAGCGUUGGCGGGCGGCCAGGCGGCGGCGACAAUGACAGCGACGCCGGGGACAGACCCGCGGGUCGUUUCGGCGGCGCUUUCCGCGUCCUCAGCAACGUCAGAUCCCUCGAGGCGUUCGGCAGCUACAGCGCCUGCAGUCGCCAGUCGCAAUCCCCGACCACGGCGGCGUAUCAGCCUACGACCGGUGGCAGCGGCGGUGACGGCGGCGGCGGCGGUACGGCAAUGCCGGCGCCAUUGGCGCCGCCGCCGAUGUCCCCCUCCCUAUCCUCCUCGCUAUCUCCCUCCAUGUCGCCGCCAAUGGCGCCGCUACGGGUGCCGUCAGGGUCACUGCCUGGCACGCCAGCUCCCACUCCCGCAUCAACAGCUCCCUGCUCCCCCUGCUGCGCUGUCUCCUCACCUCAAGCACCCCCAGAACGGCUGUUCGAGGCCCGACCCGGCUGCGGAGGCAGUCCUGCUGCUGCCCUGGGAGGACACAUACCAAGGCCCGUUGGCCAAGCGGAGGAGAGUGUGGAGGAGCCGGGUGAGGUGAGUAGAAGUCCCCGGAGAGCUGCCACCGCCGACCCACGGGUCGCUUGCAGCGGCGCCAACAACAGCAGGAGCAGCCCGGACUUGCCCUCGCAGCAGCAGCUCCUCAGUCCGGAAGAGGAGGGGCAGCAGCAGGACCCGCAGCAGCGAUGGAGCAUGGUGGUGCCGCCGGAUGCGGAGGCCACGUCCCCCAGACCGCUCCGCUCCCUGCAAUCCGCACCGGGCUCCACUAGGCCUCCGCUGCCGGCGCACCCCUCCCUGCCUGCCAUGCCAUCCACCACGCCUCACGGACCUCCACACCAACACCAACAGCAGCUACAGCCCCACCGUGACAGCCAACAGGAGGCGGUUGCUGCCGUUGAGGCUGAGGCUGUGGAUGGGGAGGCUGAGACACCCGCAGCCCAUGCAGCCGAGCAGCAGCAGCAGGCGGCACAAGAUGUGGCAGCGGGGUCGGCGGCAGGGGCCGACAUGGAGGAGGCAGCGGGCGCGACAGCGGCGGUAGUGGCGGCGGUGGCGGCGGCAGCAGCUGGCAGCUACAGCGGCCGGCAGCGGCCCUCGCAAGCGCAGCUGCCGCCAGCGCCUUCACAGCAGCAACACCAGCAGCAACAGCAGCAAGAAGGACAGCCCUCGAAUGAGCUGCAGCCACCGCAGCAGCAGCCUUGCAUGCCAUCGUCACCGGCACAACAGCAGCAGCAGCAACAACACGAACAGCAGGAGGAGGAGGGGCCGCGGCAGCAACAUGCUCAGCAGCAGCAGCAGCACUGGGAGCAACCCGUUGACCCGCACCAACCGCAGCCCGAGCCCCAGCAGCAGGCAGAGAGCACCCCGCUGGAGGAGGUGUCGUGCCUUGCUGAGGAGCCCCCUUACGAGGAGGCUGGUAACGAGGCUGAUGGGGCUGAGGUUUCGGAGCCUCGGAGGCCAUGCGGCGGCAGCGGUGUGACAGCUGGGGUUGGUGGUGGUGUCACAGCUGCUGCAGCUGUUGUUGGUGUUGGUGGCGGGGGAGGCGGGCUACUGCAGGAGGACUGUUCGGAGAUGUCGGUGGCCGGGUUGUGAUGUGGCUGGCGGCCUGGGGGAGGGGGCUGUCGCAUUCCGGCCCCCGGUGGGCUGCUACUGGCGGGGUGUGGCGGCAUGGGGUAGGGGACUGGCUUCUCUCUUUGAAGCGCGGUUUGUUGGAGUCCUGCGGAGAUGUGUGGUAGUGUCCUUUGCACGGAGAGGAAUGGUGAUGUUCUUUGUGUAGACCAGAGCGCCAGAGGCAUGCAUGUGCAAUAGCGGCGGCGCACAGGGGUCCUGUGGAUCUGGGAAAAGCGAGUUGUGGUGAGAGAGAAAGCAUUGGUGUGUGCUGCAUCGUGCGGCUUGCGGUAGUGUGCAUAGGACUACAGGAGGGCACUGAAGAAGCAAAGGAGGCACACCUGGCUUGCAGCGGUGCGCGCAUUCGUGCUCCCGCGCAAGAGCAAGAUGUUUCCUGCUCGGUGACAUGGAAUGGAGGGAAUGGGUGGCAGGAGGAGCUGCUCCGAUCCCCGUGUGACCCUGCAAGCAUAUGCUGUAUGACUGUGCCAGCUUGCUUCAAGCAGCAGCUACGCACCAUUUGGGUUGGCAGCAGCAGUCGGGUGUUGCUCACGUUGUUGGAAGCGCAUGUGUGGGCUAGGAGGUGGAGUAGUGGGCGGUUGUGGCGGUGGCGGCUGCGAAAAAGCGCCAGUGCGCUCUGUUUGCAUGAUCGUUGUGGCCGUUGUUAGUUAGUCGUUUGCGUGCAUGUUGCCCGUGCGUGUUCGCCAGGAGGGACGGGGCUGUACCGGUGUGUGUUUCCGUGCGAGCGUGUACUCCGACUGCCAUUUGCCUUCCAUGCCGGGGCAUGGAAGACUCUAGUUGAAUGGUGUUGUGACCAAGCAAACUAUCCUUGGGGCAAUUCAUGGGGCAAACCACCGUUCUUUCCACGUCCAUCUUCUGACGUUGGCCCAACUGCUGGGUUGGCUUAUUGACCCAAGGGGCUGCAGGUCCCCGCAGGCCGCUAGCAGCAGCGGGGCGCACAUGUGUAUGUCAGCGUUCGCUGUUGCUGGCGGCGGUGCUGCUGUUGUUCUUGUGCGGUGCGGUAGUGGGGUUGUCAUGCCUUGCUUACGGACCCGCAGGUAGCAGCAGUGCAUGCAAACCUCUCAUCCUGGUCUUGUUGAUUCAUGCCUGCCGGCCAGCCAGAGGGCGGUGGUGUGCUGCUGUGUGGUUUUGCGCACCGCAAUGGCAUUCGUGUUGAGGCGGACAUUCAUGACAGCAGCAGCAGGUGUUUGCAGGUGACACGUACCGGUAGCAGGGGGCGGGACGAGACCGGGGCGACAUUGUGUUGUACACGCUAGCCCUGACGUCCGGUGGUGGUGGUGAUGGAUGUUGCGGCUGCGUGCGGGGGGCUGGGUAAGCCCCUUUUCCUCCUGCGUCUAGCGGAAGGGCAGCGGGAGAACAACUGGCGGCAGUUGUGCGGUGGUGACGGGGUGUGCAGUCCGCUGCUUGGAGGGUGUCGUGCAUUGCGUCCCGAAACGGUGGAAGGCAUGGGAUGGCUGCAAGGGACGGGACGAUGUGGGGUCUGAUGCGCACUUGGGGGGACAUGAGCAUGCGGUUUGGAGAGCAGGCGUGAAGGACACGGGAGGGGGAAGCGCAAGACUGGGAGCACAGGGGGGCUUUGUCGGAGCACCUUGGCACUGGUGGUAGGGGACGGCGUCUGUGCGGGGUUCGCAGCAGGAGUAAAUAAGCAUGUAUUGACAGGACUGGCCGCGUGUCGUAUUCUGUGUCUGCGAUUCGCCAGGCUUGUGUCAACACGUUCGAGGCCUCGAGUUGUGUUGGAGGCUUUUGAAUCGGUUGUCACGACGUUGGGUGCGGGGACGGAAGGUUGCAAAGCCGUGCGAAUGUGUGAGGCGAUGCCGGCUGACAACACUGGAUCCACGCGCGCGAGUUCAUGAUUUUGUGACAAGUUCGUGGCAGGUGAAGCAAGUGGCAAGCGGGUAUGUGGCCGCUGUGACUGCACGAAGCAGGCUGAUGACGCUUCACUCUGGCGGCUUGGGGUAAAAUAACUGGUGGUGUGUGAACCGCCUUGUGACACACGCAUGACGGAACAGGCGCAUCAUCAUGGACGAGCUGACAGGUCUGUGGACUUCGUUGAAGGACGCAAGGGCGGGCUUUUCAACAGGGGGGCUGGAGAAGCCCCUGUCAUGGCUGGUUGGGCUUGCUAUUGAUUACAGGCGUUAUAGGCCUUAUUGGCUUGUUUGGCUCCUUUUUGGAAGGAUAAAUUGGUGCAUGGCUGCUUGGGAUUGCUGUUUGCAACACAUGCGACGUUUCGUUGCACCUGCUGCAAACACACCGUGGGUGAGUAACUUCGGGGCUGCGGAUGUGCUGGUGCAGCAGUACAGUACGGUACUUUGACGUGAUAGCAAGCCUUGUACGGCUUUGCUUGCUGCGCUUUUGACCCUAUUAUAUCAUGCAUGAGACCGCAUUUGCUGGCGUGAGCUUAAACGCAUGCCAGUCUAUAUUCCGCUAUUCGGCGGGUUAGGGCAGCAGGGAUGGCCCGGCCGAAUUCAGCAGUGUGGUGUGUCUUGCGACUUCUAGGCCGAGGUCUUUAACAAAGUAGAGGCAUAAGAAUUAGGAGCAAUAAUCGGUUGGGGGUAUGUACAGAGUGGGCAAGGUGACUUGACGCCAUCUUGCGUGUUGUUAUUGACUGGCAGGCAGGCAAGCAUGCUUGUUUGGGCAACCAGGCGAAGGAAGAGGUUACCGGUACCUGUAACUAUGCAAGGA
This is a messenger RNA of Astrephomene gubernaculifera, 7581 nucleotides long. Lineage: Eukaryota; Viridiplantae; Chlorophyta; Chlorophyceae; Chlamydomonadales; Astrephomenaceae. The record is from the annotation of a GenBank genome assembly.